Messenger RNA from Seriola dumerili (greater amberjack), 2476 nucleotides. RefSeq names its product forkhead box O3 (gene foxo3b). Lineage: Eukaryota; Metazoa; Chordata; Actinopteri; Carangiformes; Carangidae. Gene Ontology annotation, cellular component: nucleus; mitochondrial matrix. Gene Ontology annotation, biological process: regulation of transcription by RNA polymerase II. The transcript has 4 exons. Gene Ontology annotation, molecular function: RNA polymerase II cis-regulatory region sequence-specific DNA binding; DNA-binding transcription factor activity, RNA polymerase II-specific. Bases 353 to 2359 code for a protein of 668 amino acids. The record is from RefSeq and is a predicted model, not a curated record.
UCGACACUGACUUGCCCUGCAUGCAUCCUAUCUGUCUCUAUAUCGGCUGAGCGCACUUGAGGAGUGAAAGAAGAAAAGAGUCAAGAUGGCAUCGGGAAGUGGCUGUGGACAAUCCAGGAUCUAGUUUCUUCUGGGUUUUUUUUUUAUUGCUACCACGGAGCGCAAGUGACUGGCCGUGCAAGGCGUUAAUAACUAAGUUGCUCUUAGCCCUGUUGGGACUUCGCUGGUGUGGAAUAGCAACAAAGAACGGGAGCGCGCAUUCAUGGGACGCGACUUUGACAGCUCUUCAUCUCUUGUCUUAUAACUUUAUUACCUGGCAGCGGGGGCAAGGUUUUGACUUGAGCAGGAGAUAAUGGCUGAGGCUCCGCUAGCCGAUCCACUCCCGGACUUGGACGUGGUCAUCGACCCGGACUUCGAGCCCCAGAAGCGGCCCAGAUCCUGCACCUGGCCGCUGCCACGACCAGACUCGAACGCGGUGAAACCGGAGAGCAAUGACACAGAUAUUAUCCCCGAGGAAGAGGAUGAUGAAGAGGACAAUGCCACCCCUACGGCCAUCAGUGUCAAUGGCUCUGGCGUGGCGACAGAGGACCAGAGCAGCAACAGCCCCAUCGCCGAUGGAGCGCUCUCAUCCCCGGGCCAGGAGAGCGGAGGCUCCCCGCUCUCCACGCACUCCCCGACGGCCACCUCUGGUGCGAUGACCCCCAGCAGCCUGGCUGCCCAGCAGACCCCGAGGAAAGCAUCAUCUCGCCGAAACGCCUGGGGAAAUCUCUCCUACGCCGACCUGAUAACCAAAGCUAUUGAGAGCGCGCCGGACAAGAGACUGACACUGUCCCAAAUUUAUGACUGGAUGGUAAGAUCCAUCCCCUACUUCAAAGACAAAGGCGACAGCAACAGCUCUGCAGGAUGGAAGAACUCCAUCCGGCACAACCUCUCCCUCCACAGCCGUUUCAUUCGCGUCCAGAACGAGGGAACAGGAAAGAGUUCCUGGUGGAUGAUCAACCCCGAGGGAGGAAAGGGUGGCAAGGCUCCUCGCCGCCGUGCAGUCUCCAUGGACAACAGCAACAAGUACACUAAGUCCGCCCGUGGCCGUGCUGCCAAGAAGAAGGCAGCACUGCAGGCUGCAGCUGCUGCAGCAGGUGAAGGAGGCGGGGACAGUCCUUCAGGUCUCUCUAAGUGGCCUGGAAGCCCGACGUCACGCAGCAGUGAGGAGCUGGAUGCCUGGACAGACUUCCGCUCCCGCACUAACUCCAACGCCAGCACUGUGAGUGGUCGGCUCUCACCCAUUCUGGCCAACCCUGAGCUAGAUGAGGUGCCCGAUGAUGAGCCCCCUCCCUCGCCUAUGUUCUACUCCAGUCCUGGCAGAGCACUGUCUCCCGGCAAUGCCACGACCAACGGGAAAGCUGUGCCGACCGAGCUGCCUCGCCUGGCAGACCUGGCAGGUACAAUGAACCUGAAUGAUGGACUCACAGAUGACCUGAUGGAUGAGUUGCUGGAUAACAUCAACCUGGUGCCAACCACUUCCAGCCAGAACGCUCCAAAUGGUUCCUCAGGGUUCAACUUUGGGUCCAAACCCAAUGGGCUAGGCUCACCUUCCUCCACCUCCUCUCCAUCCUCCAACUCUUCGUCUAAUGGUGGAGGAAAUGGCUACAGUAACUCCAUCUUUGGCCCCCACACGACGGGUUCCUCUCUGCGUCCAUCCCCCAUGCAGACCAUCCAGGAGAACAAGCAGACCUCCUUCUCCAGCAUCAGCAUGUCUCGCUUUGGCAGUCAGACACUACAAGACCUGCUCAGCUCUGACAGUCACAGCCACAGCGAUGUCAUGAUGACCCAAUCUGACCCGCUGAUGUCACAGGCCAGCGCUGCCGCUGUCAUUUCCCAGAACUCCCGCCGUGGCCUCAUGCUCCGCAAUGAUCCCGUAAUGACCUUUGGGACCACCGGAGGACUUCAGGGCAGCCAAGGGGAGAUGCUGCAAAGUAACAACCACAACCAAAGCUCCCUGAGGUCUUUAAACGGAGGCCUGAACCUAGCCAAUGAGGCUAACGUUCUGGCUAAUGCCAAGCAGCAGCUCCUGCUCUCACCCUUGGGAGGAAAUGGGUCCUCCUCCAUGCAGAUCGACACAUCGAUCUUCCUGAAUGGAACAGUUAGCAACAGUGGAGGGAUCUGUCAGGACCGUUUUCCAACAGAUCUGGACUUGGACAUGUUCAAUGGCAGCCUGGAGUGUGACAUGGACUCCAUCAUCAGGAACGAGCUGAUGGAUGCAGACGGCCUGGACUUUAACUUUGACUCUCUGGCCAACAUGAACGGAGUCGGCAACUUCACUAGCACCAAGCAGACCUCUCAGAGCUGGGUACCUGGCUGAGAGGGUCAGGCCGGGAAGGAGCAGAGCAGGUCUGAACUGUGUGGUGCAAGAGAAGAUCAGACACACAACACCCUUUUUGCCAAACCUGCCAUCAGCACAACGUAAAAUACAAACCCU